GACAACUAGUAUGGUAGUUUGGUAAGCGGGGUUGAGUACAGAAGGUGAAGUUAAGAAACUAAUAAAAAUUGAUAUUUAAAUCAUCAUUCACGCAUAAGUAUAUAAUUAAUGAUUUAAAUAUACACAUAAUAAACACUGGAUCGUAUGUGACACAACUAACGUAAAUUAGUGAAGUCCCGUAGCUGACGCCAUUUUGUAUUUACAUAUUUGGAAUACAAAGUAAAAUUAUUGUAAAUGGAACUUGGGAAAAAAAGGUAUAAGGGUGGUCGGACACCUUCAGUUAGGUCAAGUGAUAGGCGACGUCCUCAAAGUUUUUCAACAUCAUCUACACUCUCCCCGCGGGUUGUGUUAUCUCGUUUGGAACCCAGAGAUUUUGAACGCCUUCGAUUAUCGUACAAAGUUGCUAUUGACCAAAGGAGAUCUCGAAGCUGCCGUGGCAUGAACAUGGGUCAAAAAAUUAGUGGCGGCGUUAAAACAGUUAACCGUAAUGAUUCUCAGGCAACGUUUAAACCAAUUAUACCAAGAGAGCUACAAGCCGAUUUCCUUAAACCUGCUCGGAUCGAUAUUUUGCUGGACAUGCCACCCGCAAGCCGAGAGGUUCAAUUAAAGCACUCGUGGAACUCUGAAGACAGAUCUUUAAACAUAUUUGUUAAAGAAGACGAUAAAUUGACAUUUCACCGACAUCCUGUUGCGCAAAGUACUGAUUGCAUUCGCGGAAAAGUUGGUCUUACAAAAGGAUUACAUGUAUGGGAAAUUUAUUGGCCAACAAGGCAAAGGGGUACUCAUGCGGUAGUUGGUGUAGCAUCAGCCGAUGCUCCGUUGCACUCUGUAGGGUACCAGAGUUUAGUAGGAUCUACUGAGCAAAGCUGGGGUUGGGACCUGGGCAGAAACAAAUUGUAUCAUGACUCGAAAAAUUCAGCUGGUAUCACAUAUCCGGCAAUUUUAAAGAAUGAUGAAGCUUUUUUGGUUCCAGACAAGUUCUUGGUUGCUUUAGAUAUGGACGAGGGCACUUUAAGCUUUAUUGUUGACCAGCAAUAUCUUGGUAUUGCAUUUAAAGGCCUAAAAGGAAAGAAGCUGUAUCCCGUAGUUUCUGCUGUAUGGGGACACUGCGAGAUAACGAUGCGUUAUAUCGGUGGAUUAGAUCCCGAACCUUUGCCAUUAAUGGAUCUUUGUCGAAGGUCAAUUCGACAGAAAAUUGGUCGAGUAAAUUUGGAAGAUCGCAUACAACAACUUCAGCUUCCGCAGUCUAUGAAAACGUAUUUAUUGUAUAAGAACCGUAGAUAAUAUUUUUAAAUCGGGAUUAUGUAAGUUAUCAUUUUGCAUCUCUGCUGCAUGUGAUGGGGGAAGUUAAGGUAAAUAGUUUUAGUUCGUAAUAGUCUUUAAAUCAAUGUUAGUUUUUGUCGUCAAGGAACAAAAUAUAAAAGUAUAUAAUUUUUUAACUAUA
Drosophila montana is the source of this 1444-nucleotide messenger RNA. RefSeq names its product gustavus (gene gus). The coding region runs from base 235 to 1284 and encodes 349 amino acids. The record is from RefSeq and is a predicted model, not a curated record. Gene Ontology annotation, cellular component: SCF ubiquitin ligase complex. Lineage: Eukaryota; Metazoa; Arthropoda; Insecta; Diptera; Drosophilidae. Gene Ontology annotation, molecular function: protein binding. Gene Ontology annotation, biological process: proteasome-mediated ubiquitin-dependent protein catabolic process. The transcript is spliced from 3 exons.